This is a messenger RNA of Elaeis guineensis (African oil palm), 684 nucleotides long. The record is from RefSeq and is a predicted model, not a curated record. NCBI's taxonomy places the organism in Eukaryota, Viridiplantae, Streptophyta, Magnoliopsida, Arecales, Arecaceae.
AUGGUGGUGUACCUCGCCAUGGCCGCCUGGGCGGCCAUCGGGCUGGUGUUCAACUCGCGCCUCUCGUCCAUGAUGGCCACGGCGCUGGCGCCCACCGGCGCGCUCAUGACCUUUCUCGCGCUGUGGACCGGCGCGCUCUGGGGCAAACCGACCUGGGGCACCUGGUGGGUGUGGGAUGCGCGGCUCACCUCCGAGCUGGUGCUGCUCUUCCUCUACAUCGGCUUCAUGGCGCUGCACAGCGCGAUCGACGACACGCGCCGCGCCGACCGCGCCGCCGGUCUCCUGGCCAUCGUGGGUGUGGUCAACCUGCCCAUCAUUUAUUUCUCGGUGCAGUGGUGGAACACCCUGCACCAGGGUGCGUCGGUGACGUUCACGGAAGCCCCCAGCAUGGCCACGCCCAUGCUGAUGGGCAUGCUGGUGAUGGCGCUGGUCUGCUGGAUGUACUGCAUCGCCGUGGCACUGGCCCGGGUGCGCCUGAUCAUGCUGGAGCGCGAACGCCACACCGGUGUGGGCGCGACAGGCAUUGGGGACUGCAUGAACUGGAUUAACUUUGGCGAUUUUCUGGAGAUGGGCGGCUACGGCCUUUACGUGUGGGGGUCGGCUGGGCAUGUGUGCUGCAACCGUGGUGGCCGAGCUCAUGGUCAUCCGGUUUCGCCGACGUUUGCUGGCACAGGAAGCGGGUGA